Molecule: messenger RNA, 2079 nt
Organism: Echinococcus granulosus
Lineage: Eukaryota; Metazoa; Platyhelminthes; Cestoda; Cyclophyllidea; Taeniidae
Product: Protocadherin
Exons: 1
Coding region: 1-2079 (692 amino acids)
Biological process (GO): homophilic cell-cell adhesion
Cellular component (GO): membrane
Molecular function (GO): calcium ion binding
Source: RefSeq, a predicted model, not a curated record
AUGCCCUCCAUCUUCAUCACAUCCAUUGCCACUUUCACCGUCACCCUCCUUCUCCUUCAUGCUGCCUUCACUGAUGCACAGAAGACAAGUGUGGCUUUCGUCAUCAACGAGGAGUUACCCAUCGGGGAGAGAGUUGGCAGUCUGACUGAAAAGUUGGCUCUAGAUAUCACCUCACGUAGCGAAGUGAACUUCGUCCCCCUGAUUGAUCUUCGGUUGGUGAAUUUCAACCGGACCAGCGGUUUGAUUACUGUGAGGCAGCGGAUUGAUCGAGAGAGUUUGUGCAAGGAGACAGGAGCCUGCUGUCCAGGUCGGAGUGUAAUUCCUCCUCCAGUCUCUACAUUCCAUGAUGUUCUUUUACCGCACUUGUCCGAUGUACAGUACCCUAGGUGUGCCAUCAAAAUGCUCGUAAUGGACCAAAGACCACAGACUCCUUUGUCACAACAAUCUCAGGAACACCUACUUAUUCAGGUGGUUAUAUAUGUUAAUGAUCUUAAUGACAAUCCACCGGCCUGGUCACCAGACCGGCUCGAGCUUGAGAUACCAGAACACACAGUGAUUGGACGGAAGUUUCAGCUUCCCGAAGCCGCUGAUCCCGAUGAGGGACCGGAAAACACUGUCCAGAGUUACCGUCUCAUCCCCAGUGAUCCCCAUGACCAUGAAUCAACGGUUCGCGGACUUGCGAGCGACGCUUUUAAACUAUCCAGUGAAUUGAUUGAACGUUCGCCUGGAGCACCAUAUAAAUUUGCUCUCGGUCUUAAAGUGGAAGCUGACUUGGAUCGGGAAAAGCAGUCAGCGUACUACUUCCUUCUUAUCGCUACUGACGGUGGAUCUCCUCAACUAACUGGCAGUCUAAGUGUGAUUAUUCGUAUCACUGAUAUCAACGACCAGACGCCGUAUUUUCGUCAGACUAACCCUUCAGUAGAGAUUCUCGAAAAUACUGCAGUAGGAACACAGAUCUACACAGCGGUUGCGAUGGAUGAUGAUCCCUCAGACGCUAAUCGUCUGGAGUAUCGAAUGGGUUCAACGGCCUCUGCUGAAGUUCAGCGUCUCUUCAGCAUCGACAGUCGGAUAGGCUCUGUAGUAGUUUCGGGUGACAUAGACUACGAAUCAGCACCGAUUUUGCCUAAUAGCGAUUCAAAGGAUCCCUUAUUUUCCGACGACUACGGUUAUCUUAUUCCAAUAGAAGUCACCGAUCAAGCUCACAUUGCUGAAACAAAGUUGCGUGUUCAUGUGCUGAAUACUAAUGACAACCCUCCUACCAUUUCCAUCCAGUCUCCUCUACAAAGAUCCAUCUCAAAGGGUGAGUUUUACAUUCACGAAGAUGCACCUGUGGGGACUCUUGUGGCUACCAUAACCAUGUCUGAUGCAGAUGAAAAGACUGGUUCUGAAAGAGGAUUUCCAAAUCGAGCCUCCAUUCCUUACUGUUCCACCACUAACACCUUCUUCACAGUCCAACCCCUACACUCAGCAAUGCGCAAUCUCUUCAAAUUGGUUACUUCGAAGCCUCUAGACCACGAAACCAAAAGCACUCAUGGAGUCAUGAUCGUUUGUCACGAUGCUGGCCAACCAGUCCUCUCUACCAAACAGUAUUUAACAGUGCGUCUGGAAGAUGUCAAUGAUUCUCCACCAGUCUUUGAAAAGGCCGUCUACUAUGCCCGUAUAAGCGAAGGUCUUCCCGUUCACACACCAAUUCUCAAAAUUCACGCAUCUGACGCUGACAGUGGUGAAGCGGCCGAGGUGCGUUACCGAUUUGUAAGCAGUGGUCGCCAAAUGGACUACGACUCGAUGGUACUGCUGGAUGAAAAAUCGGGCCAGAUCAGAAGUGGUGCAGUGUUUGACCGGGAGUCGAUAAAAUCCAUUAACUUCACAGUAGAGGCCGUUGACUGUGCCAGCGGCAAUGGGACUUCCUGUGGAGGAAGGGUUAACACCGCUACAACCGAAGUCAUUGUCCUCAUUGAGGAUAUCAACGACUGCCCGCCUGAAUUCGAGCAUCAGUCCUACGAAUUCACCAUUGAAGAGGGCCAUGUCUCAAAGGUUCCAGUGAGUGGUCGAAAUUUUACCCUAACAUUUGUCCAAUAG